AAAUACAAAAAAGUAAAAAGAGAAAGAGAUCAGUUAGGUUUGGUGAGUAGUGUGGUAAAGUCGAGUGUGGAAAUAUUGUGUUUGACGAAAUAACAAUCCCAGUGCCUUUCCCGGUGAUAAAUUUUUACGAUGGCUGAUGAAGUUUCAGAAAAUGGACACGCCGAAAACGGAGAUGUACCCGAAAUCGAAUUAAUCAUAAGGGCAUCGACAAUCGAUGGACGAAGAAAAGGCGCUUGUCUCUUCUGCCAGGAAUAUUUUAUGGAACUUUAUCUCCUAGCAGAACUCAAAACUAUCAGCCUCAAAGUUACUACAGUCGAUAUGCAGAAACCUCCUCCUGAUUUCCGCACAAAUUUCGAGGCCACGCCCCCUCCCAUCCUUAUCGAUAGAGGAAUGGCCAUUUUGGAGAAUGAAAAAAUUGAAAGGCAUAUCAUGAAAAACGUACCUGGUGGACACAAUCUAUUUGUUCAGGAUAAAGAAGUAGCCACUCUGAUCGAAAAUCUUUACACCAAAUUCAAGAUGUACGUGCGCAAAUACGAAUCGCCAGAUACUUCGGAGAGUAGACAACCACUUCUUUCCCAUUUGGAGCGCAUCAACGAUUUCCUCGCCAAAAGAGGAACCAGAUUCUUGACUGGAGACACAAUGUCCUGUUUUGACUGUGAAUUGAUGCCUAGGCUACAACAUAUCCGAAUUGGUGCAAAAGCCUUCCGCAAGUUCGAAAUUCCCACAACAUUCACUGCGCUCUGGACUUACAUGGCCAACAUGUACGAGUUGGAGGCGUUCAUUCAGAGUUGCCCCGCCGAUCAAGAUAUAAUCAGUCAUAUCAAGAACCAGCUCGGACUGAGAACGACAGCGAGGAUAGAGCUCGAAACUCCUGUGUAUUCUACUGCCAUUCCUGUGCUUGCCGAAUCGUAAGGCGAAUAUUUUGAAGAAGGGUCAUUUCGUGAAGUUGUAGUUAUUGAAUUUAUAUUAGAAUUGAAUUGGUAUUCACUUUUAUCUGUAAUUUUUCAGUAAGUACUUAAAAUUGAAUUACUUCUUCAAAGCUUUCAGCUUUGAAAACUCCAUUAUGGAAAAAAGAUAUUGAUUUUGCAGCGCAAACAAAGAGUGAUUUCAUGAAAUAGACCCUUCAGAGUUGCUUUUCAUGCUAUUUUAAAUUUAGACCUAGUCAGUGAAAAAAAACUCCAAAAUUUUUUCUAGCUGAUUCCACACAAAUCAGUACGUAAUAUGUAUGUAAAAGCAUUUUAUACAAUGUGAUGAGAAAUAUUUAUAUAUACCAGUUGUUUCUUGUACAUAUGCUAUUUCGGUUCGUAAAGUUUCAGUUUUGAUUAUUUUAAUUUAUCUAGCUGGAUGUAAAAAUAUUUGAAGAGCAAUCGCUUUUCUUCAUUUGAGUUGUGUAAAAUUUGAAGUUUUCUGUUGUUCUGGAGUUAUUGUACUGGAAUAAUUUUUUAGGUGUUCUUUGUAUUUUUAAUAACCUUGUUUAUAACCAAGAGAACAAUCCAUAAUUAAUAAAGGUGUAAAAUAUUUA
This is a messenger RNA of Leptinotarsa decemlineata (Colorado potato beetle), 1522 nucleotides long. It is a transcript of the gene Clic, whose product is annotated as chloride intracellular channel protein 5. NCBI's taxonomy places the organism in Eukaryota, Metazoa, Arthropoda, Insecta, Coleoptera, Chrysomelidae. Gene Ontology annotation, cellular component: cytoplasm; apical plasma membrane. Gene Ontology annotation, molecular function: chloride channel activity. Gene Ontology annotation, biological process: chloride transport. The record is from RefSeq and is a predicted model, not a curated record.